Egretta garzetta (little egret) is the source of this 7329-nucleotide messenger RNA. It is a transcript of the gene ZNF711, whose product is annotated as zinc finger protein 711. Gene Ontology annotation, molecular function: RNA polymerase II cis-regulatory region sequence-specific DNA binding; DNA-binding transcription activator activity, RNA polymerase II-specific; metal ion binding. NCBI's taxonomy places the organism in Eukaryota, Metazoa, Chordata, Aves, Pelecaniformes, Ardeidae. Gene Ontology annotation, cellular component: chromosome; nucleus. The record is from RefSeq and is a predicted model, not a curated record. Bases 2407 to 4830 code for a protein of 807 amino acids. The transcript is spliced from 9 exons. Gene Ontology annotation, biological process: regulation of transcription by RNA polymerase II.
AAAGCUUUGCGUUAAGGUUCUGAGGUUGCUUUAUAAUUCUUACAGUGGUGAAAAAAGUUUAUUUUUGAGCUAAAAUUUGAAACUACGUUGAAAAUUGAUUGUAUGGUUGGAAUUGGUUAGUUAAAUCUUAGACUUACUUUCCUCAUUGAUAACGUUUGACUCAUGUUUUCCUAAUACUACGUGGUCCGUGGAACUAACUUUACUCUGUUAGGGCACUGUCAAGAAAUUACAUUGGGGAAUUCUUGUAACUCUGCAGGAAGAAUGUUGUGUCGUCAUCGUCCCCGAGAAUCAGUACUGUAGAUUUUGAAGACAAGUUGAGAGAAGUAGGUUUGAGCAGAUAAUACAGGGAGAAAGUGUCGAAAGGAUGGUAGUGCCAUUAGGUGAUAUAAGUUCUUUGGUUCUUUUGUGUUCUCAGUUAAGUUGAAACUUCCUUGGGGUGGAUUGGUGACUUUUUCUUCAAAUUGCCGUCAGUGCAGACUGCUUGCUGCUUCCUUCUCUUGAGGAUUUCGCGAGUAUAAGAGGAGGAAUAAUCUGCUCGGUUCCUUCCUUGACAAUGAAGAUGCAGUAAGCAUGGAUUGUGUUUUCCACGUGCUGCUUCUUUCUCUUCUUACUCUGUUUUGUAGUUUUCCAUAAAAAAAAACCACAAAGACAAAAUUGUACCCACCUGGCACAUGUGUCUUGGCCUGCACAGCAUCUCCCUUCUCCAUGGCCACUUGGUUUGGUUCCGAGGAUCCCGGCGCUGCCAGUUGUGGUGAGCUGCGAGCGUUGCAGUAAACAUUGUAACUGGCAUUAAGAUGCUUUGAUGCAUUUCAUUUGUAGGGUCUUUUACCAGGGACUCUAGUGCCUGUUGCUGAUAGAGCUUCAUGUUUUAAGGUAAAUUAAAGUCACGUCUACUGCACAGUUUAGUUUACACCUGGGUUAGUGCGAUAGUGUGAGUUGCAUUAGGUCCUGGCUCUUUCUGGGUCCCUGGAUUCUGGAUUAGAGGUAUCUCAGACAUUUCAGGCACUUAAGCCAUUUAUUCGUACAGCUUGGCUUAUUUUCUUACUCUCCUUGGCUUGACUAUGUUAGGUCUUCACUCUGUUGCGGUAUAUUUUAUUGCAGUAGGGUUGUCAAAUAUGUUGUACCACGAAGUUCUUAAAGUUUCUAUCGUAUUUUGGAUUUAGAUGCGCAGACUUAAACAAAUUCAUGCGGUAGAAUAGGGGGGGUCAGCUUUUUACGAGAUUCAGAAAAGCAGGAUCAGGGUCACAACAGUAAAAGUACUGUAUUUUUGAGACUUGCUCUUAAAAGCACUUGUACUUCCCUGUUCAUCUUUGCACCAGCCAGUUCCAGGUAGUUCUGACUUGAGCCCUUACUCUGCGUUCACUUCCCACAACUCCUAAAACUCUUAGUUUUCUGUGUGUUACUGUCACUUAUUUCUGAUUCUUGGGUACGAGAGGGCAGGAAAGUACAAGGUUUUAGUCUUGUGCAACAGAGAUUUUUUUAAGCUAGAGAUUUUUCACCUAUGAAAGCCUUGCUCACCCCUGUAGCUGCUUCUAUGGAGUCGCCUCAUCUGCGCUGAGAACUUGUGUAAAAGUCUUUUGGGUUGCAGCAAAAAUAAUUCAGAGUCCUCACACCUCGGUGCUUAGUAGCAAUGCAAAUAACGUGGAGGAAUGCUGAUUUAUCCUUCUCUCUUGUAUUUUAUGGAGACACACUGUCAAAGACAUUUUACGUGCUUUCUCUGAGAGAAGUUUGUGUAGCUGUACCUCAUGAAAGAGAUGCGGUGUCCUCAAGACAGAUAUGAUACCCAAAGUGGAGAUCUUGGUAGAAUUGAGCAUAGUGAGAAGCUCAACGUUUACUCUUAAUGUGUGAAAAAUCUUGGAAUUGGAAUUGCAUUUUAAUGAAUUUGAGAAUCUCAGAAGUAAACCUCAGAGUAAAACUGGCAUGGCUGUGUAGCAAGGUUUGAAGAACUGGUGUCAUUUUAAAAGAUUGAGGAAAACAGGCAAGUCUGACAAAAGAGAAAUCGGGAAACAGAAGCCCCUAAGCGUUAAGGGGAAUUAGAAGAGCCAAAGCAAUUGUCAAAACCAAAAGAAAAUCAAGCUGAAGAUGAACAGUGACGGAGAACGGUGGGGAGUUCACAAAGAGUGAGCGGGUCUGUUCUAUCAGAAGCUUUAAAGGAUCAGUUUUCCAUUGGAGGGAUAUUGCAGAGAGCUGCAUAGGACCAGCUUUUCCCUGGCAGCAGAAAUGAGGCAGCCCAGAAGGGACAGUGUUGGAAGACCAGAUUUCUAGAAUAACCUGGCAGUUUUGAAAUAAAAUGUCAGCCAAUAUGGAUACUACAGCCCUAAUGCUGGGAUGGUAAAGAGAGGUGCCAGCACCAAGUCUGUUAAAUACUGUCGUUUCUUUAUUACUUGUGAAUGAAAUUAGCUGAAUAUGGAUCCAGGUGGUGGAAGUCUUGGAUUGCAAACACAGGAAUCCAAAAUGCCUCACACUAUGAUUAUGCAGGAUUUUGUGGCUGGAAUGGCUGGCACUGCUCAUAUUGAUGGAGACCAUAUUGUUGUAUCAGUCCCUGAAGCUGUCCUAGUUUCUGAUGUUGUUACCGAUGAUGGAAUAACUCUUGAUCAUGGCUUAGCAGCUGAAGUUGUCCAAGGACCUGACAUCAUCACUGAAACUGAUGUUGUAACAGAAGGUGUAAUUGUUCCCGAUUCUGUUUUGGAAGCUGACGUUGCUAUUGAAGAAGCCUUAGAUACCAGUGAUCACGUUUUGACUUCUGAUCUAAUAACAGAAACCGUUAGAGUUCCCGAUCAGGUUUUUGUGGCUGACCUUGUUACGGGUCCUGAUGGACAUUUGGAGCAUGUGGUGCAAGACUCUGUGUCAGGAGCCAACUCGCCUACGAUGGUUUCAGAAGAAGUUCUUGUAACGAACUCAGAUUCUGAGGCAGUCAUUCAAGCAGCUGGUACUGUUCCUGGCUCCACAGUGACUAUAAAAACAGAAGACGAUGAUGAUGGCAAGAGUACAUCUGAAGACUACUUAAUGAUAUCUUUGGAUGAUGUUGGAGAAAAAUUGGACCAUAUAGGAAGCACUCCCUUGAAAAUCAGUACUGAGGUGACAAAUGAUGAUGUUGCUAAAGAUGACGGUUUUGGUUCAGAAGUCAUCAAAGUGUACAUAUUUAAAGCUGAAGCUGAAGAUGAUGUUGAAAUAGGUGGGACAGAAAUUGUCACCGAGAGUGACUUUCACAAUGGACAUUCUGUAGCUGGAGUAAUUGAACAAGGAGGUGUUGGUAGAAUGCAGCGAGAAAAAAUGGUUUACAUGGCUGUUAAGGACUCUUCUCAGGAAGAUGAAGAUAUUAGCUGUGCUGAAAUAGCAGAUGAAGUUUAUAUGGAAGUUAUUGUAGGUGAAGAAGAAGCUACAUCACUUCCAGACACGCAGCUUGAAGACUCUGGCGUGAAUAAAACUUUUGUCCCUGUUGCUUGGGCUGCUGCUUACGGAGAUGAAAGAAGGCUACCCAGAAGAUACGAAGAUGGUCAAGCGGCAGGAAAUAACUUGGAUACACGAUUAGAAAACAAAAACGGUAAUGCAACACAAUACCUGCAGAUUUGUGAUAGUAUUAGCACUAAUAGAGUGCUAAAACAAAAAACCAAGAAAAGGAGGAGAGGAGAGGCCAGGCAAUGGCAAACAGCUGUUAUAAUAGGUCCUGAUGGACAGCCCUUAACAGUUUACCCUUGUCAUAUUUGUGGGAAAAAAUUUAAAUCCAGAGGAUUCUUGAAAAGGCAUAUGAAGAAUCAUCCAGAUCAUAUGAUUAAGAAGAAAUACCAGUGUACAGACUGUGACUUUACAACUAACAAAAAAGUAAGUUUCCACAAUCAUCUGGAAAGCCAUAAACUUAUAAAUAAAGUUGAUAAAACCCAUGAGUUUACAGAAUAUACAAGAAGAUACAGAGAAGCAAGCCCGUUGAGUUCUAAUAAAUUAAUACUGAGGGACAAGGAGCCUAAGCUACACAAGUGCAAAUAUUGUGACUAUGAAACUGCAGAGCAGGGACUACUCAAUAGACAUCUGCUUGCAGUUCACAGUAAGAACUUUCCUCAUGUGUGUGUGGAGUGUGGGAAAGGAUUCCGUCACCCGUCAGAGCUGAAAAAGCAUAUGAGGACCCACACUGGGGAAAAGCCAUACCAGUGUCAGCACUGUGUCUUCAGGUGUGCUGAUCAGUCCAAUCUGAAAACUCACAUCAAAACCAAACACGGGACUGAUUUGCCAUUUAAAUGUGAGCACUGUCCCCAGGCGUUUACAGACGAAAAAGAACUGCAGCAGCACACAGAAUUAUUUCAAGGGCAUAAGACUCAUCAGUGUCCACAUUGUGACCAUAAGAGCACCAAUUCAAGUGACCUGAAGCGACACAUUAUUUCAGUUCACACAAAGGAUUUUCCCCACAAAUGCGAGGUAUGUGAAAAAGGCUUCCAUCGUCCAUCUGAGCUCAAAAAGCAUAGUGAAACCCAUAAAGGUAAAAAGAUACAUCAGUGUAGACACUGUGACUUUAAAACAUCAGAUCCUUUUGUACUUAGUGGGCAUAUCCUCUCAGUUCACACCAAGGACCUGCCUUUUAAAUGCAAAAGAUGUAAAAGAGGAUUUAGGCAGCAGAAUGAACUUAAGAAGCACAUGAAGACCCACAGUGGAAGAAAAGUUUAUCAAUGCCAGUAUUGUGAAUAUAGCACUACGGAUGCAUCAGGCUUUAAACGGCACGUAAUAUCAAUACACACAAAAGACUAUCCACAUAGGUGUGAGUAUUGCAAAAAGGGAUUCCGUAGACCAUCCGAAAAAAAUCAGCAUAUAAUGAGGCACCACAAAGAGGCCAUAAUGUAAUAUAUGAUCUGGAGAAGGAAGCAAUUUAGAAACUGUGAUAUGCUAAUUGGGGAAAAAAAAAAAAUCUCAUGAACUGUUUCUCCUGGUUUCAAAGCUUGAUAUUAAAUCAUAACUUUACAUUCUUUGUAUUAAAAGUCUUAAAAGUAUUAGGGUUGACAGGGGAUCUCAUAGCCCUAUGAUUGUUGCUUAUCAGAACCUAAAGAGCACUAUAGAAUGCAGAAGGAUGGAUGAAUGUCUUAAAUUUGCAGAAAGAUGGAUGAAUGUCUUCAAAAUUAAUAGUAUUACACGUUGUUAAGCUAUAGAAGACAAAACGAAGGUGAUUGUGUUAUCCAUUUUGUCAGUAACAGCAUUUGUCUCCAAUAUGAAAACAGUUCAGAUAUAUGGUGGGGUUAAUUACAAAUUGUUUGCAAAGGCAACCGAGUCUUAACUUCUUGUGCAGUUUGAAAGGAGAGUAUUGUCAGUCACUUGAGCAUAACGUUUUUAAAUCGUGCCUGGAAAUUAAAUUCCAGAACUGGUCAAAUCUGGGGGGUUGUCCCUUUUUUUUUUUUUUUUUUUUUUUCCCCCUUCAAACAUUUCAUUGGGAAACUUUUUCGUUUCCUUUAUUAGUUUAGGUCCAAUGAGUAAUUUUUUAAUGGUUUUCAAAGCUGCUAACCUAUUUUAUUGCAGGAUAUGAUGUUUAAAAUAUAGCAUUAUGUUAUGAUCUCAAAGGUGGUGUUCUGGUGCUAGGGUUAAAGAUGUGUCUGUAUAUAAUUUCCCUUUUUUAUCUGAAACUGCAGUUGAAUGUUGUUCAGUAUGGCACAUAAAAAAAUUAACUUUGAAUUUGACUUUUUUUUUUUUUAAGGAUAAAAUGGAUGCAGCUCAUAGUGUUGUGACUCAACACUAUUUUUUUUUCUCGCUACUUUGAAAUCUUCUCUAAAAAGAAUAUUAAAAACCAAGUUGAAAAAUGUACCUUUUUUUUUAAUUAAAAUUCAGAGUACUUAGAAGUUCUUUAGGACAGUGUUCCUAAUGGGUAUGACUAUUACUGUCCUACCUGCUAAUAUGAAAUUUUCAAUGUAGACAUAAAAUUGCACCUUUUAAUUAAUUCUUUAAAAAAAUCUAUACCAUGCUAUAAACAUGCAUUUUCAAUUUGUAAGAAAGUAUAUAUGCAGUAUUUAACCAGAAAAAUAUGCUGCCACUAGAGUUUGGAGGUGGAUCUUCAGUUUACAGUGUAUACAUUUAAAAUAUGCAUCCCUUUAAACAAUGCUUUGUGUUAGCAUGCUGCAAAUCAAAUGGCGCUUAAUAUAACAAGCUGGUCUAGGGCUAUUUAAUGAAAAACCUGUUCAUAAAUGUUACGCAUAUAAUGUGUAUUUUUUACUUUUUUAGUUGCUUCAUGUUUGCACACAGCUGUUCACAUGAUAAAUUGUAACUUCAUGCUAUAUUGUGGCUUUGUGUUUCAGAUAAUGUUCAUAUUUUGUUUUUGCACCAGAUGAGAAUCAGUUCCUUGAGAAUAAAUUUUUUUUAUAUUUCUAAACUUCAGAAAGUUAAAUUUGGGAAAUCUCUUAGAAAAAUACGUGUUUUAUGUGGCUGUAAAAAUGAUGUACACGCUGUAAAAUAAGAUUGUCACUGUUAUGUGGGAUUAUUAUUUCUAAAUGUGUUACUCAUCGUAACGGGCAUACAAUAAAACGCAUCUCUUGCACUCCAAAUUUUUUGGAGUUUGCUUUUCAUUUAUGGUGUUUAGGAAAGUCUCAUUCUGUGUAAUUUUGCCUAAUAUUUUUAAUUAUAUUAUUCACUAAUUAAUAUGUAAUGACAUUUCAGGUGAACAGCUAACUUGAGGUAUAUGUGUCAGUCUAUUGAGGGGAGAGUAUUGGGGUUUUAUUUGUCUAACCCUUUAAAGUUACAGGUAAUGUAUUUGUGCUUAUUUCUAAAAUAAUUAUCGAGUGCGAUACUGACAUUCCUUUGACAUUUUUUCCUUUAAGUAAAGAGAACAUAAAACUUCUCACAUAUUUUGGGAAAAGCCAGGUAGGUCUUGUCUUUCUAUCUGCAUAGUAAGAACAGCUUGCAAAACGAAAUACUAAAAAUAUUGCUAUCUUAAUUUCCCUCUCUUUUUAGAAUACUUGAAUUAUGGCAUCAGUAUUAGACUAAAAACUUGAAGAAGAGAGUGCGAUAUUACACGAACUCUUCAUCAAGGAUUUGCAGCGGGCUGUUAGCCAGUGAACUCGUAGGUUUUGUACUAAAAACCAGAAAUCAUGCAGACGUGAACCUAUUAAUCUGGUUUUGUUCAUACUCAUUUUUUUGUAUGCCCAGCAGUCAAAGGAGGAUGCUGUAGCAUUCCAAAAGAUCUUAGAGAUUAAAGUUGUGGGGUUUUGACAAUUUUAAUGCUUUAUUCCUGAACAUUAUGUUGAAUACAUAGACUGAAGGAGUUUCUUCAUAGCAGACUGAAGAUGAUCGUUCUGACUCUGUGGCAAAGCACACAUCCGUGCUGGCUCAUUUUUCCACCUUACAGAUGGACGGAAUAAUCAG